AUGCCAGAAGGCAAAGACCGCACGCUCGUGCAAAAGGCUUCGGAAAGAGUCUCAGCCGUCAAAGACACCAUGCUGGGCCAGCCUCACUUCGACUUCCCGGCCUUCGACCAACUCAUCAAGGUCGAAGGCCAGCCGCAAGGAUGCACGUGGGGCUUCUUCGACAAGAACGGCGUCAAAGACCAAGUCGGCACCAUCAACCUCCUCACGCCCGACGUCGUCAAGCAAGCCGCGCAGGAGAUCCGGACGGGCCAGCACGUCCAGCUGGACUGGUGUCUGUCCGACAAUGUGGAGUUCCCGGGUUUCGGGCGACGGAAGUUCGAGCAGAAGGUUAUUGAUUUUAGGACUUUGACGGGUGGGAAGCAGGCCGUGUUGGAUGAUGAGCUGCAUUUCAAUACGCAGGGUGGUUCGCAGUGGGAUAGUUUGAAACAUUGCGCUCAUCAGAAGACGCAGAUGCAUUAUAAUGGUCUGAGCCAUGAUGAUGCGCUCGCGUCCGAUACGAACGGCAUCCACAACUGGUGCGAGCGAGGCGGUAUCGUCGGUCGAGGCGUGCUGGUAGACUGGCUGAGCUGGUACGAGAAGAAGCACGGGAAUCCCCCUUCUCCCGUGUCAACACACGCGAUCACCAUCGCCGAGAUCGAGGAGGUCCUGAAGUGGCAGGGUACGACUCUGAGGCCUGCGGAUAUCUUGCUCGUCCGAAGCGGGUAUACGAAGUGGCACAACUAUGCCAAUUCUGCGGAACGCAAAGCCGGAACGCAGGACCACGAUAAUGCCAUCGGUGUGGAGGCUAACGAGGCGAGCGUGAGGUGGUUCUACGAGCAUCAUUUCGCGGCUGUGGCGGGCGAUACGAUUGCGUUUGAGUCGUGGCCGCCGAAUAUGGAGUCUGGAUGGACGCUACACGAGUGGCUGCUCGCGCAAUUUGGGACGCCGAUUGGGGAAUUGUGGAAUCUCGAGGAGCUGAGUAAGGUUUGUGAGAAGGAGAGGAAGUGGACUUUCUUCUUGACGUCGGCGCCGUUGCAUGUCAGAGGCGGUGUUGGCUCGCCUCCGGGUGUUAUCGCUAUUUUCUAA
Messenger RNA from Zasmidium cellare ATCC 36951, 1065 nucleotides. RefSeq lists its product as uncharacterized. The record is from RefSeq and is a predicted model, not a curated record. Gene Ontology annotation, molecular function: arylformamidase activity. Bases 1 to 1065 code for a protein of 354 amino acids. The transcript has 2 exons. Lineage: Eukaryota; Fungi; Ascomycota; Dothideomycetes; Mycosphaerellales; Mycosphaerellaceae.